This is a messenger RNA of Vombatus ursinus (common wombat), 7165 nucleotides long. RefSeq names its product RNA polymerase I subunit A (gene POLR1A). The transcript has 34 exons. Gene Ontology annotation, molecular function: DNA binding; DNA-directed RNA polymerase activity. NCBI's taxonomy places the organism in Eukaryota, Metazoa, Chordata, Mammalia, Diprotodontia, Vombatidae. Gene Ontology annotation, cellular component: RNA polymerase I complex. Gene Ontology annotation, biological process: DNA-templated transcription. The record is from RefSeq and is a predicted model, not a curated record. Bases 97 to 5268 code for a protein of 1723 amino acids.
GUCGCGUGGUGGUUGCUGCUCCGAGGUAGGUUUGAGUUGGUGUUGGAACGCCGCGGCCGCCAGUCUCGUUAGAUAGAACGUGGGCGAGGUACGAAGAUGCUGGUCUCCAAGGAGGUUCCCUGGCGGCGCCUUCGGGGCAUUUCCUUCGGGAUGUACUCGGCCGAGGAGCUCAGGAAACUAAGUGUCAAAUCCAUCACAAACCCUCGAUACAUGGACAAUGUGGGGAACCCCUCAGUGAACGGUCUGUAUGAUUUAUCCCUGGGACCAGCUGACUCCAAAGAAGCGUGUUCUACCUGCGUGCAGGACUUUGGCAACUGCCCCGGGCACCUGGGCCACAUCGAGCUCCCCCUGAUGGUCUACAAUCCUCUGCUCUUUGAUAAACUCUACCUGCUAAUCCGGGGCUCUUGUCUCAACUGCCACCUGCUGACUUGUCCCCGGCCUGUGGUUCACCUCCUCUACUGCCAGCUGCGGGUCCUCGAGGUUGGGGCACUUCAGGGCGUCUAUGAACUUGAGAGUACCUUGAACAGGUUUCUAGAAGAAAAUCCUAAUGCUUCUAUCCAUGAGAUUCAGGAAGAAUUAGAGCAGCACACUCGGGCAGUCCUGGAAAACAACCUGCUGGGAGCCCAGGGCUCACAGGUGAAGAAUGUUUGUGAGAGUAAGAGCAAGCUGAUUGCCCACUUUUGGAAGGCACACAUGGCUUCUAAGAGAUGCCCCCACUGCAAAACUGGGAAGUCAGUGGUUCGCAAGGAGCACAAUAGCAAACUGACCGUCACCUACCCUGCUGUGGUUCACAAAAAGGCCGGCGGGGAAGAGGACAAGGCCAAGAAGACAGCAGCCCCAGAAAUCGAUGAAGCCCAUUUGGGGAAAAGGGGCUACUUGACCCCCAGCACUGCCCGAGAACAUGUCUUGGCCCUUUGGGAGAAUGAAGGUUUCUUUCUGAACUGCCUUUUCUCUGGAGUAGAGGAUGGCACAGAGUCCAAAUUCAAUCCCAAUAUCUUCUUUUUGGAUCUUGUGGUGGUGCCGCCUUCCAGGUAUCGCCCAGUGAACCGCCUGGGGGACCAGAUGUAUACCAACGGCCAGACAGUGAACUUGCAGGCUGUUUUGAAGGACGUGGUCCUGAUCCGAAAGCUUCUGGCUCUGAUGGCCCAAGAGCAGGCCCUGCCGAGUGAGGGGAUGGGAGUGACAGGGAAGGAGAUCCAGAACGGCUCCCCAGAGGAGACAGAGUCUUCUGUUCCAAUGGACCGCUCCUUUCUUGCCAUGAUUCCAGGCCAGUCUCUCACAGAGAAACUUUAUGGCAUUUGGAUCCGUCUUCAGAGCCACGUCAAUAUUGUGUUUGACAGCGAUAUGGACAAGUUAAUGAUGGAGAAGUACCCUGGCAUCCGACAGAUCCUGGAGAAGAAGGAAGGCUUGUUUCGGAAGCACAUGAUGGGGAAGCGUGUUGACUAUGCUGCUCGCUCAGUCAUCUGCCCAGACAUGUACAUCAACACCAACGAAAUUGGGAUCCCCAUGGUGUUUGCCACAAAACUGACCUACCCUCAACCAGUGACUCCAUGGAAUGUCCAGGAGCUGAGGCAAGCAGUUAUCAACGGCCCCAGUGUGCACCCUGGAGCCUCAAUGGUCAUCAGUGAGGAUGGCAGCCGCACAGCUCUCAGCCCCACUGACGUGACCCAGAGGGAAGCUGUGGCCAAGCAGCUCCUCACCCCUGCCACUGGCGCCCCCAGGCCCCAAGGAGCAAAAGUUGUGUGUCGUCAUGUGAAGAACGGGGAUGUUCUCCUGCUGAACCGCCAGCCCACCCUACACAGACCCUCCAUCCAGGCCCACCGAGCCAGGAUCUUGCCUUCAGAGAAAGUCCUGCGCCUCCACUAUGCCAACUGCAAGGCGUACAACGCCGACUUUGACGGAGACGAGAUGAACGCCCACUUCCCCCAGAGCGAGCUUGGCCGGGCCGAGGCCUGCGUCCUGGCCUGUACUGAUGAGCAGUACCUGGUGCCCAAGGAUGGCCAGCCAUUGGCUGGAUUGAUCCAGGAUCACAUGGUCUCUGGUGCCAGGAUGACCACCCGGGGCUGCUUCUUCACCCGGGAGCAGUACAUGGAGCUCGUGUACCGAGGACUGACAGACAAAGUUGGACGAGUGAAGAUCUUUCCUCCUGCCAUUCUCAAGCCCUGCCCACUAUGGACAGGAAAGCAGGUUGUCUCUACGUUGCUAAUAAACAUAAUCCCAGAGAACCACAUCCCCUUGAAUUUGAUUGGGAAGGCAAAAAUCAGCGGGAAAGCCUGGAUCAAGCAGAGUGCCCGAGGUGCACCAGCAGGUGGCCUGGAUGCUAUGUGCGAGUCCCAGGUCAUCAUCAGAGAAGGGGAGCUGCUCUGUGGGGUCUUGGACAAAGCCCACUAUGGCAGCUCUGCCUACGGCCUGGUCCACUGCUGUUACGAAGUCUAUGGCGGAGAGACAAGCGGCCAAGUCCUCACGUGCCUGGCUCGCCUCUUCACGGCCUACCUGCAGCUCUACAAGGGCUUCACCCUGGGCGUGGAAGACAUUCUGGUGAGACCCCGGGCAGAUGCCAAGAGGCAGGCGGUCAUAGAAGAGUCCUCUCACUGCGGCUCCCGAGCCGUCAGGGCCGCCUUCAAUCUCCCUGACACAGCGUCAUGCGAGGACGUGCAAACCAAGUGGCAGGAUGCCCAUCUCAGCAAAGACCAGAGGGACGUUAACAUGGUCGAUCUCAAGUUCAAGGAGGAAGUGAAUCAUUACAGCAACGAGAUUAACAAGGCCUGCAUGCCCUUCGGUCUCCACAGAGGGUUCCCAGAGAACAAUCUGCAGAUGAUGGUCCAAUCCGGAGCCAAAGGAUCGACUGUCAACACGAUGCAGAUUUCCUGUCUGCUCGGUCAGAUUGAGCUGGAAGGGAGGAGGCCCCCACUGAUGCCCUCCGGGAAGUCGCUGCCCUGCUUCCAACCUUACGAAGUCACUCCCCGGUCUGGAGGCUUCGUCACCGGCAGGUUCCUCACAGGCAUCAAGCCUCCCGAAUUCUUCUUUCACUGCAUGGCAGGGAGAGAAGGUCUGGUAGAUACAGCUGUCAAAACAAGUCGAUCAGGAUACCUGCAGAGGUGCAUCAUCAAACACCUGGAAGGGCUGGUGGUUCAGUACGACCUCACCGUGCGAGACAGCGACGGCAGCGUGGUCCAGUUCUUGUAUGGAGAGGAUGGGCUGGAUAUCCCCAAGACGCAGUUCCUGCAGCCCAAGCAGUUUCCUUUCCUCCUCAGCAACUACGAGGCAAUACGGAAAUCAAAGCAUCUGGAUGAAGUUUUAUCCAAGAUGGACCCCAUGCAGGCCCAGCAGCACUUCAGAGCCCUCAGGAAGUGGCGUGCCAAGCAUCCUCCCACCUGCCCCAGACACGGGGCCUUUCUGAGCUAUUCCCAGAAAGUACAGGCGGCCAUCCGCGCCCUGAACCUCACUGGGGGGAGCCAGAAUGGCCGGGACCCCAGUGCGCAGAAGAUUUUAAAAAUGUGGUCUGAGUUAGAUGAGAAGAGCCAGAGGAAGUAUGUGAAGAGAGCCCUUCCCUGCCCUGAUCCCAGCCUGGGAGUCUGGCGUCCUGAUAUCCACUUUGCAUCUGUGUCAGAAACAUUUGAAAACCAGGUUGAUGCGUAUGCCCAGGAGUGGGCGGCUCAGGCCGAGAGAAGCUAUGAAAAAUCAGAACUUUCUCUUGAUAGGUUGAAGACCUUGCUCCAUCUGAAGUGGCAGCGGGCACUGUGUGACCCAGGGGAAGCAGUGGGCCUCCUGGCCGCCCAGAGCAUUGGAGAACCUUCCACACAGAUGACCCUGAACACUUUCCACUUUGCUGGCAGAGGAGAGAUGAAUGUCACGCUGGGAAUUCCAAGAUUGAGGGAGAUCCUCAUGGUGGCCAGCUCGAACAUCAAGACGCCCAUGAUGAGCGUGCCUGUGCUCAACACCAAGAGGGCCUUGAAGAGGGUCAAGAGCCUGAAGAAGCAGCUGACCCGCGUGUGCCUGGGCGAGGUAUUGCAGAAAGUUGACAUCCAGGAGUCUUUCUGCAUGGAAGAAAAGAAAAACAAAUACCGGGUUUACUGCAUUCGCUUUAAUUUCCUGCCCUACAAGUAUUACCAGCAGGAGAAGUACCUGCGACCUGAGGAUAUUUUGCAUUUUGUAGAAACAAGGUUCAUUAAGCUCCUGCUGGAGGCCAUCAAAAGGAAGAGCAGCAAGACGUCAGCCUUCAAAGCUGUGAGCACCCGGAGGGCGACUCAGCAGGACCUGGAUGGCGGUGGGGAGAUGCCGGGAAAUCGGGAGGAUCGGGAGGGUGACAACGAAGGGGAGGAGCAGAUCGUCGAUGGCGACGCCGAAGAAGGAGACGCUGAUGCUACAGACAAGAAGUGGAAAAAGAAGCAGGAGGAGGAGGUGGAUUAUGAGAGUGAGGAAGAGGAGCAGGAAGAAGAGAAUGAGGAGGCGAAUGAGCUAGAGGAGGAGGGGGGCCCUGGGUCAGCACCCCCACACGAGGAGGGCAGCCAGGGCCCAGACGCUGAGCAGCCAGAGCCUUCCUCACUGGCGCCCAGCAAGAAGCGGGCACACAGGCACGGGCCCUCCGGGCCAGAAGCGGAGCUGAGGGUCCAGGCCGUACGGAACAUCCACUCGUCCAUCCAGGAUUACACGUUUGAUGUGGAGGAGGGCCUGUGGUGUGAGGUGACACUGAAGCUGCCGCUGAUGAAGGUGCACUUUGACCUGUGCUCGCUGGUGGUCUCCUUGGCCCACAGUGCCGUCGUCUAUGAGACCAAGGGAAUCACUCGCUGCCUCCUCAAUGACACCACCAACAAAAAGCAGGAGAAGGAGCUUGUCCUGAACACAGAGGGCAUCAACCUGCCGGAGCUGUUCAAAUAUGCAGAUGUCUUGGACCUCAGCCGCCUCUAUUCCAAUGAUAUCCACGCCAUGGCUAAUACAUAUGGCAUCGAGGCCGCCCUGCGGGUGAUUGAGAAGGAGAUCAAAGACGUGUUUGCUGUGUAUGGCAUCGCCGUGGACCCCCGGCACCUCUCCCUGGUGGCCGAUUACAUGUGCUUUGAGGGCGUUUACAAACCUCUGAACCGGUUUGGGAUUCAGUCCAACUCCUCUCCUCUGCAGCAGAUGACAUUUGAGACCAGCUUCAAGUUCCUGAAGGAGGCGACCAUGAUGGGUGCGUACGAUGAGCUGAGAUCCCCUUCAGCCUGCCUGGUGGUCGGGAAGGUUGUCAAGGGAGGAACGGGCCUGUUUGACCUCAAGCAGCCGCUGAGAUAACCAUAACUCGCUCCUCUUUCCCCUCUGGCUGGUGUGCACGGAUGGCCUGGGAAGGUGGAGGCUUGAGUGGGCACAGGACCUACCUCACUUACCUCACAGGAGGGACAUGUGGACAACACUUUGGAAAGGCCAGUGCUCGGUGCUGCUGUCCUGACGGCUUCCCAUUAAGAGAUUCUCCCCCAUCUAUUUGCUGUGUUACUGUGGAGCAAACCUUGACCUCUCUUUGCUAUCUUGACUUCAUCCAGAAAAUGAGCAUCAGGUCAUUCAAUCAACAAGAAUCCACUCUACGUCAGCCAUGGGCCAGCCAGGCACACUGCUAGGCCCCGGGGAUUCAAAGACCUCGCAUUCUGCGGGGCGGACACCAUCACCAUAUGUACGGAUGUUCAGAAUAAACACGAAGUGAAUAGCUACAAGGUGGUUUAGUACAGGGUGCUUAGGGAGGGAGGGCAGAGAGCAGGAAAGGCUUCCCAUAGGAGCUGUGUCUCUGAGGACGAGGGGGAGGACACCUUUGCCAUUCCUGUCCCAUAAGCUCAUGGGUGAGGAGUGCUGGAAAAAGUGCAUCCUGUUCCUCCGAGGUGACACUUUGAUCUUUCUUCAAGUGGCCUGUGAUUUGCCUAUGGGCUUUGCUGGUAUUCUCAGUGAUUUGAUUUCCAAAUCCACAAAGAGCAACUGAUGCCGUGCCCACGAAGGGGGGAGGGGAGACCAUGCGUGUGGGCAGAGGGGCCCACGUUUGCCUGGGCUCUGAGUCAGCAGGGAUGAAAUCUGCCUGCCUUGAAAUGACCUUGCAACAGUUAUUCUAGGAGGCUCUGGGAGCAGAUGAAACCACAGACUUCAGAAAACCCUGACCCUCAAGUGACUCAGCUUCCUGCCCUCUGUCGCCACAGCCUCAGCCUGGCGCCAAGGUAUGGCUGGGCCGCCGGGGAGGAGCCUCAGCGUCAGGCUGAGGGGGAGAACCGCCGUGCGAGUAGAGGGGCUCAGUCUGUCUGUCGUGACCUCUAGCGCCUCAGGGUACUUUCCACAUUGUGCACUUUGGUUUUCCGUUAGAGGACCUUUGUACUGGGUCCCACUCAGGGUUUUUGGGCCCCUCUGUCAGGAGGCUCAUUGUCACCUGUGUGACCCUGGCGGCCGUCCAGCCAGAUGUGUGUCUGUCUUCUCCCACACCCCCUCCCGACGAGUUCAGCCACAGCUCAACCACCUGGCUGGGGCAUUUGAAUGAGAGGACUGUGUGGAUUUCCCUGGUUCCAGUCACUGCCUCAGACAACAAAACAUGUCCCCUGUCCCAGAUUGGCCCUCAGUUGUGACUAGAGGGGCAGGGAACCUGUGGCCUUCAGGGCCCUUAAGUGCGGCCUUUUGACUGAAUGUUUGUUCUGUAUAUUUGGAUUCAGUCAAAAGGCCUUGAAGACCACAGGCUCCCCAUCCCUGGACUAGAGGUCACUCUUUUGGUCUCAUGUUAUUCCAUCCUGGGCUGAGUAAUGACCCCGAAAAAGCUCGGGGGGGGUUUCCUCCUUGUCUGGCGGCUCCUGCAUUUGGGAGGUGAAGACUGCAGGACUGGGAUUUCCCAUCUGGGUCACUCCCAAACCCUGGCAUGACAGAGGGGAAGAAGUCAACCCCACGUGUGUCCUAUAGGUCCUUGUCAUUAGAAUGAGAAGUUAACAGGAAUAAGUGUAUCAAAACCGGGUUUGCGUUGUGCUAAAGCAGGACUCCUGGGGUUCAAGCAUUUGGGAGUCCUGGACCCCUUGGGCAGUCUGAGGAAGCCUGUGGGCCCCUUCCCAGAAUAACGCUUUUGAAGGCAUCAAAUAAAAAACAAUUAUAAAGGAAACAUGUAAUUUCUAAUGGGUAGUUCUCAGGGAUCCCUGGUUAGGAGGUCCCAAGCUCAAGUGACCACUGGUGAGAAGUG